AUGGAGAACUGCACUCCUCGACCAACUCAGGACUUGCCCGAUGGAGGAGAAGUGUCUAAGCCCGUGAGCUUUCAGGUUCACUUGAACGAUCGUGGCAAGGGCCUUGAUGGGAGUCGACCCCAGGCCCGGGAGGUUCGAGUCGAGGAAACGAUGCCAGAGGAAAGCGAGGAGGAACAGCCUGAAGAGCUGCAAAAGGCACAUUCGGCACCUUUGCCGUCCACAAAAUCCCCGCCAUCCUCGUCACCACCGCGGUCCAUGCAGCUGAAACCGCUCUCAGCGCCGAUUGCGCCUUGGGCCGAUAUUGUGGAUGACGAGGACUUUGAGCCACUGGAGGUACAAACCCUGCAGACGGAGGUAAAGGCUGACAUCGAAGAAGAUGACGAUGGACUGGGUGAAUGGGGAAGGCGCCGUAGAAGCAUGUCCCUACCCGAGAAGCCCACGAAAUCGAUUGAAGAGAAGCCAAUGGACCGGCAGGUAGCAGUGAGCGAUUCCUCGUCACCAAGCAACAACGAAUUAAGCCCAACCGAGUCCGCAGAACAGCCUUCGAACUCCACGGACAACGAUGGAGGCAACGACGAAACCAAUGGUCUCCUUCAGCGUCUCCUGGGUGUCGAUUCCGACCAACAGGAAGAAAAGAACACGCAAGUGCGCACUCCUGCUGUUGGGUUGCCUUUGGGCGCGCCCCCUUCCGCCAACAAGAGGUGGGGAGGCGACAGCGGUGACGAAAGCGAAGUACUCAUGCAGGAUAUGGACAUGGGAGCGCUGUCGCCAGGCUCCGAUGCCAUUUGGCGGACGCAGGAUUCCGACCCCUUCUACCAGCAGGUCCUGAUGGAAGCUGCUCCAAUGUGCCCGCCCAUGCAGGUGCCACAGGUGCCACAAGCACAGAUGCCUCAAGCAGCCGUUCCUCAAGGCAUGCCUCAGGCCAUACCGCACACCGGGAUGUCCCAGACAACCAUGGCAAGCAUGACCCAGCCUGCCAUGAUGUGUGAAGCCCCCCAGAUCGAGGGCCACACCUGGGCUCCCUGGCAGAACUGGAACUCAUGGACAGAGUCAGCGGACGGGACCUGGCAGUACAACGCCAUGCCCUGCGGCUGCGGUGCACCCAACGGAGCGCCCCCUGAGCCACAACCUGCUCCACAACAGAUGUGGCCACAAGAUGCAACGUGGCCGCAGCAAGGCGAGACGCAGCAAUGGCAAGAACAGCAGGAACAGCAGCAACCGACGCAGACGUGGCAAAGGGAGCCGGGCCACGAAAUCCUUAAGCAACUGGGUGUCACACCUGCUGGCCCACCAGAGCCCCCAGUACACGAAGAAAAUCUUUUCCUCCCAGAGGCGCUGUGGAACCGAACGGACAUUGUACGCGCACUCUGCUUCAAGAGGUCUCGCCGAUUUUUGAUUGGAGCUGAAUCUGACAUAAUGAGGCUGUUGAAAGCUCCGGAGGGUGCGUUGUUGAGGAUCCCUAAACUUGCUCCACUUUAUCAGCGAUUGCUGCGGGAGCUUUGCAAGCGCUUCCGCGUUCGAGAGGAGACUACACCGACGGGUGAGUUUAUCAUCCGCACGACAAAUUCAAGUUAUGCACCACUGAUGCCCUUGGCGGCCUUUGUUCCGCGAACCUGGGGCGGCAGCAAUCCGAACGCCUGGAAAGAAAGGCACCGUGAUCCUGCCGUGCUCCGUGGUAAGCACAAUGUUACUCCAUGUCCUGGUCUUUUGGUUCCUCCGUCGCAGAUCAACAUGUAUGAUGAGUUUGGGCCCGGCGCACCUGGUGACGAUUUGGGAAACCUGGGUGGCUUUGGAGCCCACCGGUGGGACAUGCGCGAAUCCGAGCAGGCACAAUGGGACAUGCCGUUGUUGGCGAAGCAAUGGCGCUUCAUCGAAUUGCCCAGCACACAAUGCAGCGCACAGGAUGACGGCAUGGUGGUGACCGUCUCCUUGAAUCUGAUGCAGGGUGGAGGUGGUUUUGGCCUUGCUCUCUGUGAGCAAGGUGGUGCCUUCCAGGAGCCACUUUCCCGCUUGCUCGACAACAUUCAUGGCGAUGGCCGUCAUGCACAGAGGCCAUCACGCCCCGCCGGAAACUUUCACGUGCUGCUGGUGCAACCAUCCCAGAGUGGACCAUCUCCAACAGGCGAACCUCGCUGGUGCCUGAAGCUGGGACAUGGUGAGCAGGCAGUUCAAGGAGAGUAUGCUGAUUGCCGCACAGUGGCAUGGCAAGAUGAGGGCCGCAUCGUCACCAAUUCUGGCAAGCAUUCGGCCACAUUCUGGCUGGCAACAUACGCAGGAGGAAGUAUUCAAGGUUUGGACGAUGGUGGGAUGCUGGUGGAAGCUGGUAUCGGCCGCUUCCCAUGGGGCAAGAUCUUCCGUGCGCGGGUGCAACGCAGUGGCGUCUUGCGCAAGGUGGCGGUUGGAGCUUUGGGCCGCAGUCAAGGCACACACCUCUCAGCCGUGAGCCUGGAGUCAAGCGUAUGCCCAGAUUUGGCUUCGCGCGAACAUGUGGUGAAGCUGUUCCGCAAUGGAAAGAAGGGAGGCGCAGCUGAACGCUCUCCUUGGUGGCUGCAACCCGGCAAGCAUGGCUUGGUGGCCCUUUUCGACAGCCUGGCAAUUUGCGAGAGUGCUGAUGCUGCCCUGCGGCUGCAACGCGCGGCGGAAGAGUGCUCCAAUGGGGCAUGGCAGGCGAAGACCCUUGCGGGUGCCUCCAUCGAGGAGGCGGUCGGAGGCCAGUACGGCAACUGCGGCUUGCAGAGGGAACAGCGUGCCAUGGCAUUGCUCGGCUUGGGCCGUCAAUCUGCCAUCGAUUUGGCUUUGGACGAGUGGGCUGCGGUCGCCGAGGAGUCCAAAAAGGCGCUGCUGCCGGAACCACCCAGCAUGGCGCCUCCGCCGCCGCCAAGUGCUGUACCACCACCGCCGCCUGCAAGUCAGCAGCCCCACUGGCCAACUCCCACCCCACCACCUCCGCCCCCUAUCAGCCGCCUGUCGGCCGAUGCCCCUAUCUUCACCCCGGGUGGCCAGAUGGAGCCCGAGAAGCCAGCGUUGUCCUGCAGCGCCCUGCCCUUCAUUCCCAGUGAAUCCACACGUGCCAUGGCGGAAAUGGCCUCCAACAUGAAUGCCUCAGCUGAAGAGUUCAUGCCCACGCUGAUGAAUCAGGUGGACAAGAGCUGGGAGGAGGAAGCUUGGAAAGAACCCUGGAAACCUGAAGUUCAAACCUGGAAUGACCGCAAGUGGGCGCAGCAUGAGACUCACCGCUAUGACGAGGGAGAGUACAUGAAGGGCGACCCCAAAGGCAAGGGUUGGGGCAAGGGCAAGGGCAGGAUGAACAACGGUAAGGGCCAAAACUGGAAUACCAACAACAACACCACCUGGAAAGGCUCCAACAAUCGUGGGAUGUCAGGUGCCCAGUACGGCCAGCAUGGCCAGCACGGCCAGCACAACACCCAGCAUAACACCCAGCACAACAGCCAGCACAACGGGCACCGGCGCCCGAACGAAUGGAACGACUGGGAGGAACAUUGGGAUGACUGGGUGGAGAAGGAAUGGUCAGAUGAAGCUUGGCGUUCCCAAUGGCGUGGAGCAGAGCCCAACAAACCCAACAAGUGGGCUCAGGACCCUGAGCUGCGGAAAACAUCACCAGAGCCCCCACAACCAUGGUUUGGUAUUGGAUCUCGGGGUUCAAAAAUAAUGUGUGUUCGUCCAACAAUUUCGGAUUUACACCGCAAAUUUCAAUGGCUAUCAAUGGCUAUUUUAAUGGUGAACAUGUGGUUUGAAUCCAUGGGACGUGUUUUUUCUCCACAACUUUGUCAUAUACCAAACCAUGACAGACUGUGA
This is a messenger RNA of Cladocopium goreaui, 3816 nucleotides long. Lineage: Eukaryota; Dinophyceae; Suessiales; Symbiodiniaceae. The record is from the annotation of a GenBank genome assembly.